AUGAGUUCUACAACAAAAAAAGAUGUAAUUAGACGUAAAUUAGUUAUAGUUGGAGAUGGUGGUUGUGGCAAAACUUCUUUACUGUCUGUUUUCACAUUAGGUAGAUUUCCAAAGGUUCCAACGGUAUUUGACACCACUGUAACAGAUGUUAAGAUUGAUGGUAAACCAGUACAGUUGGCUUUAUGGGAUACAGCUGGACAAGAAGAAUAUGAACGUUUGAGACCACUUUCAUAUUCAAAAGCACAUGUAAUUCUUAUUGGAUUUUCAAUUAAUUCUCCCGAUUCAUUAGAAAAUGUUGCUUCAAAAUGGAUUGAAGAAGUUAACAGACUUUGUCCUGGAAUUCCUGUUAUUUUAGUUGGAUUAAAAACAGAUUUAAGAAAUAGCGAAACAGAAAUUGAAGAUAUGAAGAAUAAAGGCUUUUCUUUUGUUGAUCCAAAACAGGGAGAAACAAUGGCGCAACAAAUAGGAGCAAAGAGAUAUAUAGAAUGUUCAGCAUUAACGGGAGAAAAUGUUGAUCAAGUUUUUGAAGUUGCUUCAAGGAAUGCUUUAUUGGUAGGAGGUCCAGGAAAUAAUAAUGACGAUAAUAAAAUGAGAAAUAUUAAUUUAUGGAUGUGGGAGGUUGAACAAUGA
Entrophospora candida is the source of this 630-nucleotide messenger RNA. The record is from the annotation of a GenBank genome assembly. Lineage: Eukaryota; Fungi; Glomeromycota; Glomeromycetes; Entrophosporales; Entrophosporaceae.